Molecule: messenger RNA, 1942 nt
Organism: Ctenocephalides felis (cat flea)
Lineage: Eukaryota; Metazoa; Arthropoda; Insecta; Siphonaptera; Pulicidae
Exons: 12
Coding region: 98-1942 (614 amino acids)
Source: RefSeq, a predicted model, not a curated record
ACACUAGUCGCCCGGCAACCAGCGCGGCAACAAAAGAUCUCUGUAUUCGCUGCCAAAAUUACAAGUGACUCCUGGAUCGCCAGAUGGGACUUACGACAUGGCGAACGGAACUGAUACCAUGAGAAACGGUAAUAAUGGGUUGGGCAUGACGACAUGGCCGCUAAAGGUAGAAAAAAGAAAAAAGUCGGGUGCACGUCCACCGAGGCCCCGAACGGCAACUCUGGAGCGACCACUCUUACUAGACAUUGCAUUUCUAGAAAAAGUAGACAUGUCGCUUGUUCGAAAAGAGCUGCUCAACAUUAGUAAUCUAUGCAGGCCUUCGGCAAGGAAACGACUAUCGGAAACAACAAAUCACAAUGUCAGGCCCAAUCCACAGAGGAAAAGAGCCAGUGUUUCUAUGCAACAUCUUAAGGUUCCUUCCAGUGAUGAAUCUUGGAGAUCAGAAACAAUUGUAAGAAACAAAAAUAGAAAAAAUCUGAGAUUAAAUAUGACCGCCGAUUCGGAUUCAUCAGCUCUAUCAAGUCCCAAAUACAGAACCGACAGUAAUUACACCAUAGCGACAGGGGAAAAUUCUCUAUCACCACGAUCCCAAAUUUCUGGUAGCACUGAUACAACAAUCAAAGGAUUGGACAGUGAUUGUGAAAUAAGUACAUUACGAAAAAGGGGGCAAAAAAAUAAUAAAUUAUUAAGUAAUAAAACGCCUAGGGAAGUAUUUUCAGUGCCACAUUUAAAGCAACAUAUUCCAGAACCUUGCAAGACAUGUGGCCGUAACGAUCUUCCGGAACGGUUUCACAGCCACGGCCGGAACGGGAGCACCACAGGUAAUGUUUCUUCAAUUCCAACGGCGUCUCUGGGAAUUGGAAGUCGAAAUCGAAAUUUAAAGCGAUCAACUUUGCAGCAGAAUAACAAAUCACCUUCGGAAUCGGUCAGCACAGCUGCAACGCCUAGGGCUAGUCCCAGAUUAGCAAAAUCACAAACAUCAGCACACCAGACAUCUCCUUUGCAAUCUCAUAGGGAAGCUCAUAAACUUAAGGGCAAUUUGAUCCAAUCACUUAGGCCACGUACAUUGACGUGCUAUUUAUGCGGAAGAGAAUUUGGAACAGCGUCAUUACACCUGCAUGAACCAAGGUGCCGGGAGCGCUGGGAAAGAGAAAACGCGUAUUUGCCAGCACAUUUACGAAGGCCUAUGCCAGAGAAGCCACCAGCCAAUUUAUCAGCUUUGGAGUAUAAUAAUAUGGCUUGGAAAGUUUCGCAAAAAUCGUUAUUGCCAUGUGAACAUUGUGGGAGGACAUUUCUACCUGAUCGUUUAGAAAUUCAUUUGCGAUCGUGCAAGCCACAAAAGCAUCAGACAACUAGAGACUCGAGCAUCGAUCCAGGCCCUGUCAGCGGGGUAAGCAGCAGUUGCAGUGCACCCGCUCAGCCUGUUGCGUCCGUGUCGAAAUGCAUCGUGUGCGAGCGGGCGGUUACGUCGCGUUCGCUCGCACAACACGAAGCUCAAUGUUUAGCCGCGUGGCGGAGACGCAACGAUCAGCUACCGGAAUCGGAACGAAGGCCGGAGCCGCGGAGGAGACGGAGCUUGGAUUUUCACAAUGAUGACAUAAAGAGCCCAUCACGAAAUUCAUCGGAUUCGCGCUUGUUAAAAUCUCCAUUAAGACCUAAUUUGCGUAAAGAUGGUAACAAAAUCUUGGAUGAAGGAAAAAAUUUGAUACCGGCGAACAAAACUAAACUUCCGUUGCAACUUCAGCGAUGGCGGAAACCUCAGGCACCUCCAAGACCGUGGGCUUUAGAGUGUUAUUUGUGCGGCGUGGAAUUGCCUACAUCCGAAAUCAACGCCCAUGAAGAGAUGUGUGCAGAAGAUUGGAGAAGGCACAACGAGCUACUGCCUAAAGACAAACAGGAAAAGGAACCACGAAAACCAGAUACAAGAUUUACUAGUAAGUGA